This is a messenger RNA of Oryzias melastigma (Indian medaka), 3037 nucleotides long. RefSeq lists its product as uncharacterized. Gene Ontology annotation, cellular component: nucleus. Gene Ontology annotation, biological process: positive regulation of transcription by RNA polymerase II. Gene Ontology annotation, molecular function: protein binding; single-stranded DNA binding. The record is from RefSeq and is a predicted model, not a curated record. The transcript has 18 exons. Bases 125 to 1276 code for a protein of 383 amino acids. Lineage: Eukaryota; Metazoa; Chordata; Actinopteri; Beloniformes; Adrianichthyidae.
GAGCGCAAGGGAGAGACAGGGAGACAACACUAACAGGGUAGCUAUGGAGAUAGUAGGUUUUCCUGGUAGCUUUCUUUGACAGGUGUCGAGUGGGAUAAAACAAAGUAUCAGAACAGCUUCCAAGAUGUAUGGCAAAGGAAAAGGAGCUGUUGUCCCCUCCGAUAGCCAAGCGAGAGAAAAGUUAGCGUUAUAUGUGUACGAGUACCUUCUACAUGUGGGAGCACAGAAGUCAGCACAGACCUUCCUGUCCGAGAUUCGAUGGGAGAAGAAUAUCACAUUAGGGGAGCCUCCUGGAUUCCUUCAUUCAUGGUGGUGUGUAUUCUGGGAUUUGUACUGUGCAGCUCCAGACCGGAGGGAGACAUGUGAACACUCCAGUGAGGCAAAGGCCUUCCAUGACUAUAGUGCGGCGGCAGCUCCCAGCCCGGUGAUGGGCAACAUGCCGCCCAACGAUGCCAUGCCAGGUGGUCCCAUGCCCCCAGGCUUCUUCCAGGGACCACCCGGCUCUCAGCAGUCCCCCCACGCACAGCCCCCCUCACACAACCCCAGCAACCCCAUGAUGGGACCCCAUGGCCAGCCUUUCAUGUCACCACGGUAUCCAGGCGGCCCUCGCCCCUCACUCCGAAUGCCAAAUCAACCUCCUGGGGGAAUCCCAGGCUCUCAGCCUCUCCUGCCAAACAGUUUGGACCCAACAAGACCGCCAGCUCACCCCAACAUGGCUGGACCAAUGAGAAUGAACCCGCCCAGAGGGAUGACCAUGGGCCCACAGAAUUAUGGAGGCAUGAGGCCUCCUCCUAAUUCCAUGGGUGGUCCCAUGCCAGGAAUGAACAUGGGUCCUGGAGGAAGGGGGCCUUGGCCGGGGCCUAAUGCUAACUCUAUAGCUUACUCUUCCUCGUCUCCAGGAAACUAUGUGGGUCCCCCUGGUGGAGGAGGUCCCCCUGGAACUCCCAUCAUGCCCAGCCCAGGUGACUCGACUAACUCCAGUGAAAACAUCUACACUAUGAUGAAUCCAAUCGGACCUGGAGGCAACAGACCCAACUUCCCAAUGGGACCAGGGCCUGACGGGCCGAUGGGGGCCAUGGGAGCCAUGGAACCACAUCACAUGAACGGAUCACUCGGGUCUGGAGACAUGGAUGGGUUGCCAAAGAAUUCUCCUAACAACAUGGGGGGGAUGAACAACCCCCCCGGAACGCCGCGAGAUGACGGCGAAAUGGGCGGAAAUUUCUUGAACCCAUUCCAAAGUGAAAGUUAUUCACCCAACAUGACGAUGAGUGUGUGAUUUUAUUUUUUCUUCCUCCUUUUGUUUUGGUAUUUUUUUCCCUCCUUCUUAAUUUUUUUUUUUUUUUGGUGACCCCGCUCCUGAUUUUUUUUUUUUUUUCAAUCCUUUCUUCACCUCGGAUUGGACACUCCCCCUCCUCCACCUCCCCCUUUUCUCACACAAACACACACAAAAUCCUCCGCCGCUCACCACCCCGACGGGAUCCACCCGCUCCCCUCCUCGUUUCGGGGAAACCGCGCAGCCUUCCGGGACGGCCCUGGAGCAUUCUGGGACUCUGAUGAAAACGGGCCCCCCCGGGGCGUGCAAAGUGGCCAGCGGCGUGAGCAGGAAGCAGUCGCAGAGCAACAGGAAGAGCAUCCUCUCUGAAUCCGGCCCCAGCCUCCCCGGCUUCCUGUCCAGACAGUGAGCGAGGAAGAGGAGGCUUUUUUUUGCAGAGAGUCGUGACGAGGGAGGCUGGACAGUGCAAGCCCCUCCCUCAAAGACUACCUGGAAGCUUCUCAGCCACAGCUCUGGAUUUUUUUUUUUUAACUCAAUGGAUUCAGUGGAGGGUUGGAAGAAGCGGCCCCUUUUCCCCCCUCCUGCAUCGUUUUUCCGUGUGUGUACAUUUGUAACAGAGGUGAUGUGUUGAUCAGUGAACAUGUUUUUCCACAUUUUUUUGUGUAUGUAAUGUAUCAUUGUUAUUUUUAUUAUUGUAUUAUUGUUAUUAAUGAUAUUGGUAUGAUCAUUUAAAGCUUAGGUUCUAGUUUCUGUUAUUUUUACAGGCACAUUGUUAUGAAGACACACAGUCGGAAAUCCAUUUUUUUGUGUUAGAACACUGCCCCCUGCAGGUGAGAUUUUCCCAACACGGUACUGAUCGUUAGCAUUUUUUUUAAAACUAUUUUUCCCGCUCACCAGCAAAGAGUGUCUCCUGCUUUAGUAGCUUCCAUGCAGUCAUAUGCACAGCUCUAUUUAUUUAUGUAAUUUUAUUUUUGAAUCAUUUUUGAAAGUGUUAUGUUUUUUUUUAACUGCAGAACUGGUAGCAACGGUGUAAAUAUGCAGACCCACCCGGCAGCCACUCAUCUGACAUUAUCAGAGCUUCUCUGCUUCAGGCGCUGAAGUCUCUGCCAUUUUUUUUUUUUUUUUAAGCCACUCCUGCUGCUACCACUGACGCUCCAUGCUGGGGUCCCUCGACCCCUUCAGACGUGUACAUAGGGUUUUUCUUUUUUUUUUUUGUUUUUUUUGUUUCAACACACUGUGAUGUUUGUGCUUCGUGGGAGUUUGCUUUCACACACCUGUCCGUUUUAGUCUGCGGAUUUAUUUCUGAUUCCGCCCCCCCCUCGCCCUUCCUUUACAGUCGCUGGUGGUGAAGAGACUUCUAACUGCUGAUUGGAUCUUUUGUUUUUGUGUCCGAGACCAGCGAGGCGUUGCUCUGUUGACCGGAUCGAGUGGCUUCCGUCCUCCUUCCCCCUCCAUCCAGCCACACAUGACUCUUCCCUUCCACUCGUUUUAAUGCUAAUCUCCAUGUUUUUUUCUUUGUUUUUUGUAAAUAAUGUAAAAUGCAUUUUGAUAUCAUUGACAUGUUUUGAUAAUUCAGAUCAUAAAUUAGGGUGCAUUUCCUCUCAAAACAAUAAGAACAAUGGGAAACUGGAGCUGCUACAGAUGCUUUUUCACCCCCAGCACAGACAGACGUAGGGCUAGCCGCUCCACCACAGCUGCUGUGUUAAGGGAAGACGUAGUUUGUUGUUUCAGAUUGGACACGUUUCUCUUAAAAAAAAAUAAAAA